AUGAGUGAAAUCCCAAGCAUUACAGGCGCCAUGGAGACCAUCAGAAACACAAUCUCGGAGAACCUGGGCGGUCCUGCUCACGCUCUUGCUUCCCCAGAGAACAGCUUUAGCCUGGAUGAGGUCCCAGACCUUAGCGGCAAGGUCGCUGUUGUCACUGGUGGCAGUGAAGGCAUUGGAUUUGGUUGCACCCAUACGCUUCUUUCGAAAAACAUCUCCAAGCUUUUCGUCACAUCCAUGAGACAGGAGGUCGCCGACGAAGCUUUGAAUGCCAUCGAGGAAGAGUUCGGACCCGAAGCACGCAAGAAGUUCAUCUGGAAGCAAUGCGAUCUUUCCGACUGGGUACAAACUGGCAAGGUUGCAUCAGAGAUUGCCUCGCAGACCGACAGAAUCGACAUUCUCAUCAACAACGCUGGCCGAGGAAUCAUGACCAGACAACUGAACAAGGACGGUAUCGAUCUUCACAUGGCUGUCAACCAUUUCGGUCACGUCGUUCUGACCAGUCACUUGCUCCCAACCAUCAAGGAGACUGCUGACAAGGGCAACACUGUUCGCAUCGUCUGUGUCUCUUCCAAUUUGCACGCCCAGGCCCCCAAGGAGACCGAGUUUGCAUCCGUCGCAGAGCUGAACAAGGACUACGGACCGCAGCCGCAGUAUGGUCGUAGCAAGCUGGCCAACCUCUUGUACGCCAAGUGGCUCAACCAGCACCUCAAGACCGAGCACCCCAACAUCAUCGUCAACGCCAUUCACCCUGGCAUCGUCGACACUGCACAAACAAAUGUUCACAUCCACGAGGCAUUUCCCCUUCUAGGUUACGGCAUGUCGGUUGGUCUCAAGCCCUUCCGCAAGUCUCAGUUCGAAGGCUGUGUCUCUUCGAUGUAUGCUGCGACCAUGGCCGAUACUGGUGGCAACUACAUUGCUCCCCAGAAGGUCUACGAGACCCNNCCCUCGGAGAUGGGCCAAGACAUGACACUGGCAGACCGUCUUAUGAGACUCACGGCGGAGAUUGUCGAGUCCAAGACGAGAACGGAGAGUUCGGCAAAGGGAUGUCCCUUCAAGGAGGAUUAA
Molecule: messenger RNA, 1065 nt
Organism: Aureobasidium vineae
Lineage: Eukaryota; Fungi; Ascomycota; Dothideomycetes; Dothideales; Saccotheciaceae
Source: the annotation of a GenBank genome assembly